This is a messenger RNA of Leptosia nina, 1404 nucleotides long. The record is from the annotation of a GenBank genome assembly. Lineage: Eukaryota; Metazoa; Arthropoda; Insecta; Lepidoptera; Pieridae.
AUGGAGCUAAAAUCGCCGAAAGCGAAAAAAAAGUCGAGCGUAACCAGGUUCGUGUCGUGGAAGAAGCUGUUCGGUACACCGAUUCUCAUCCUCCUCCUCCUGGGUUCGACGAGUUGUGACAGUGACAGUGACAGUGACAUUGUAGUUCCAAAUUCAAACGCGACCCAUAGACACAGACACGCCACAGAUAAGCGGCAAAUAGAUAAAGAUAGAAAGACGUUAAGUGAUAUCAGGUUUUUGAGGCGCAAUUUGAAUAAGGAGAUCUUGAAUUUUGUGAUGACAGAUGUACUUAUUGAUGGUGAAGUGGAAAAUCGGAUACACUACAACGGUGUGACGGCGAAGGAAACUUACGUUGGUGCAAAUGGGAACCCAGGCUUAAAACUCCGGCAGAUGACAGAUGGUAGCCACCUUAUACAAAUAAUAUAUUCCCCAAAUGGCGAUAUACAAGACUGCGAAUACAUAACAGACGCAAAGCAAACGAGAAACUUCCUAAAAACGCUACGGAGAGAGUUAAAAUUAGCGCUCGACGAAGAAGCCUUCAGGAUAACGGAGAAAAGAAAAAACGCAACGGAAGACGAACGGUUUUACCGCCAUUUCGGCAACAUGACGUUUCGCCUUUUGACAGAUGGCGAGAUGUUGCCGCCGGAGGUCGCGUCGUGGCUAGAUUACGACAGCUUAAAAAUUGAAUGUUUCGAGCGGCACGAAGAACUGAAAUAUAUGAUGGAGAAUAAAAAUAAAUACGCUAGUACAAAUUCAGUUGCGAGGUCACGGCGUUCAUUCAGGGAGAAUUUCAUUAUGCCCGGGACAAAAUGGUGCGGCGCUGGCCAAUUGGCCAAGACCUACAACGAAUUGGGCGAGGAUAGGAACGAGGACAGGUGCUGUAGGGCCCACGAUAAUUGUCGGGUCAACAUAGGAGCUUUUAAGAGAAGAUUCGGCUUGUUCAACUUUAGACCGUAUACGAUUUCACACUGCAAAUGUGAUAGGAGAAAAAAACGCGACGCAAUGGACAUCUUACGUGUCCCCGGCACCAAAUGGUGUGGUAAGGGGUUCUCGGCGACGCAUUAUUCCCAAUUGGGGGGUUAUACGCGAACGGACAGGUGCUGUAGGAUCCACGAUUUGAGAUGCCCCUUCUGGAUCGGUGGGAUGGAGAAGAAGUAUGGGCUGUACAAUUGGAGGGUUAACACUUUGAUGCACUGUCGUUGCGACGAGAGGUUUCGAGCAUGCUUGAAGCUAGCUGACACAUCUGUUUCCAAUAUGGUCGGAAAACUCUUCUUCAACGUGGUGCAAACCAAGUGCUUCGUCCUCAAGCCGAUAAAAGCCUGCAAGCAGCGGUCGUGGUGGGGGAAGUGUCUUCGUAAGGGAUACAUGCGACAAGCCUUUUUAAGAGACAACUUGCCGUAUUGA